AAAAAACACACACACUUUCACACAAACACGCUGGGUGUAACAAAACAGUGGGAGCGAUGGGUGUAACAAAAGAAACUUGCCGGAAUGAACUCAGAGCUGCAAUCCGUCAACUUACAGAUCGCUGUCUCUAUUCUUCAUCCAAAUGGGCUGCAGAACAAUUGGUGGGUAUUGAACAAGAUCCAGAAAAGUAUCCACCUUCACAAACAAGAUUAUUGCAGCGUGAUUGUUCAAGCAUACGGCGUCGUUUUCGUGCCACCGAUGAGGUUACUUGUACUCCGGUUGCUGGAACCUCUUACGUGUCUACUCCGUUGCUCGAGGAGGAAAAUGAGGCUGUGGGGGAGAAUGAGGCUGUCGAUUUGGAUAUUUAUUUACUUGCGAAAUCGUAUUUUGAUUGCAGGGAGUAUAGGAGGGCUGCUCAUGUUUUGGGUGAUCAAAAGGGGAAAAAAGCUUUGUUCUUGAGAUGUUACGCUCUUUAUUUGGCUGGUGAAAAACGAAAAGAAGAAGAAACCAUCGAACUCGAGGGACCUUUGGGUAAGAGUGAGGCUGCGAAUAGGGAACUGGCGUCCAUAGAACGAGACUUAUCUGCAGUUUUUAAAAAUGGGACAAUUGACCCUUUUGGCCUUUACUUAUAUGGUCUUGUUCUUAAAGAAAAAGGUAACGAGAAUCUUGCUCGAACCGUACUUGUUGAGUCUGUUAACAGCUAUCCAUGGAACUGGAGUGCUUGGUUAGAGUUGCAAUCCCUAUGCACUACAAUCGAGACACUUAACAGUCUUACACUUAAUAAUCAUUGGAUGAAAGACUUCUUUCUUGCAAUCACGUAUCAUGAAUUACGGAUGUACAAUGCGUCCUUACGUAAGUACCAGUACUUGCAAACAACUUUUAGGUUUAGUAACUACAUUAAAGCCCAAAUUGCUAAAGCCCAAUACAAUAUGCGGGAGUUUGAACAGGUUGAGGCUAUCUUUGAAGAACUUCUUAGAAUCGACCCAUAUCGUGUUGACGACAUGGACAUGUACUCUAAUGUGCUGUAUGCAAAAGAAUGCUGUUCGGGCUUAAGUUAUCUUGCUCACCAAGUUUUUAUGACGGAUAAAUACCGACCCGAGUCCUGUUGCAUUAUCGGGAAUUACUACAGCUUAAAGGGACUUCAUGAGAAAUCAGUUAUGUAUUUUAGGAGGGCACUUAAGUUAAAUAAAAGGUAUUUAUCUGCAUGGACCUUGAUGGGGCAUGAGUAUGUUGAGAUGAAAAAUACCCCAGCUGCUGUUGAUGCUUACAGACGUGCUGUAGAUAUAAACUCGUGUGACUAUCGCGCAUGGUAUGGGCUAGGACAAGCUUAUGAGAUGAUGGGAAUGCCCUAUUAUGCGCUUCAUUAUUUUAAGAAAGCAGUGUCUUUGCAGCCUAAUGAUUCUCGGUUGUGGAUAGCUAUGGCCCAUUGCUAUGAAACAGACCAACUUCGUAUGCUUGAGGAGGCAAUAAAGUGUUAUAGAAGGGCGGCUGGCUGUAAUGAUAGAGAAGCGAUUGCUCUUAAUAAGCUAGCUCAGCUGCACAAUGAGCUGGGGCAAAUUGAAGAGGCUGCAUUCUAUUAUAAGAAAGAUUUGGAAAGAAUGGAAGAUGAAGAACGAGAAGGACCAAAUAUGGUUCAAGCUCUUCUGUUUCUUUCUAAGCAUUACAGAGCUCAGAAAAGAUAUGAAGAAGCUGAAGUGUAUUGCACUCGUAUUCUUGAUUAUAAUGGCCCUGAGAAAGAAGAAGCAAAAGGUCUUCUUCAAUCAAUUAAACGUGCACAACGUGGUCUCCCUCCCGUGGACAUUGGAAAUUUCUCUUCAUAAUAUACAGUUACUGCUCUUGUGUCUCUCUAUUUAGGUAUGCAUCCUCCCUCUUUUCCAUUUAGUGCAUGAAAUACGAAAAUUUCUAGUAAAGAUCUAACACAAUUUUGUGUUUAGAAAUAGGACCUGGAAAGAUUCCUCAUUCAUUUUGUUUUAGUUAGUAGUUUGACUAUCUUGUGUAAUUUUUAUUUUUACAAUAUAUUCUAGUUGAUAGCUUCAUCCAGA
Molecule: messenger RNA, 2042 nt
Organism: Erigeron canadensis
Lineage: Eukaryota; Viridiplantae; Streptophyta; Magnoliopsida; Asterales; Asteraceae
Product: anaphase-promoting complex subunit 8
Exons: 4
Coding region: 57-1820 (587 amino acids)
Biological process (GO): cell division
Cellular component (GO): anaphase-promoting complex
Molecular function (GO): protein binding
Source: RefSeq, a predicted model, not a curated record